Moneuplotes crassus is the source of this 1073-nucleotide messenger RNA. NCBI's taxonomy places the organism in Eukaryota, Ciliophora, Spirotrichea, Euplotida, Euplotidae. The record is from the annotation of a GenBank genome assembly.
GAAUAGUUAAAUAAAAUGGAAAGUAAGAUAAGUGAUACUCUUCGGAAUUAUAGGAAUUUGAAGAAAGAGACAUUACUGAAAGAUUUGGAAAAGAAAGUGGAUGAUGAGCUUUUAUUAUCAUUGAUAAUCAAAGGAGUUUGGAAAGCCUUCUAUCAACCACUAAAUAGUGAAAUAUAUUUCAGGACUUACAAAAUAGAAGAUAGUGCAAUCAUUGUAUUUUAUCAUUCCAAGGAAAUGGUGAUGAGAGAAUUAGUUUACGAGGAAGAAGAUGAAACUUCAUUCACUGGAGAUUAUGCUGUUGCAGGAAUCCCAUAUCUCUCCUUUUCAAACUUAUGCUUAGGGCAUUUUCAUUCCUUUGGGCCUAAGAUGAUUCGAAAAAUAUAGUGAUCGGAGUUCUAGGAAUAAAAUUGAGUCUAAAGAGCAAUCUUUAUAGAGAACUGGCUUUCAAAAUCCUGGGCAAGACUAUUUCAAGUUUUACUUUCAAUAAUUUUGAAAUGAAUUAUAAAAAUGUGGCCAAGGUCUUGCUAGUUGGAAGACAAUGCAAUGAAAUUUGAUUCUUCAUGUGAAGAAUCAAAUUCAAUAAGCUCCCCAUCAGCUUCUGGAGUUAUAGAUACGACCUUGACUCAAAUGUCAAACUUCGUGUUUUGGAGUUUUUAAAUUGUACUCCGCUUUAUAUGAGAUUUGCAACAGAAACCUCAGAUAAGUCCAGUAUUGCACAAGUUGAUAAGAAUCUAAAACCAAAAGAAGAAAUAAAUUGUGUAAUAGAUACCAAUGUCAACUCCUCUAUAAAUGAAAUAGAUUAUACAGAAAUGGUAUCUGAGCUUAUGAAUCACAUCUGCUGUUCACACCUCAUGAAGAAGAUUGAAAUAGUGGCUUUCAAAUUUGGAUAUAAUAAUAUCGAUCAAAUAAAAAUUGCCUCUCAGUUUAAACACUUAGAUGUAAAAUUUCAGGGUGAACUUUAUGGAACGAAAUUGGAGGUUACUUUAAAAAAAUACUCAGACUAAAUCCCCUCAACUCAAGUCAAACCUUCUAAAGCAAAGAACCAGCAUCUUGUCAUUUAAGAGGAAGUAAUU